CGCACCGGCUACACCAGCCGCCGGUGGAACCCAUUAACAAGCAGAAGAAGCUUCCCAUUAUCUUCUUCCUCUUCUUCUCGUUCUCCAUUUUUUUUUUCUUCAAAAUUCAGAUUCCCAAUUGGGAAAAUAAUAUAUCUUGGGAAACAUUCAGAGGAAAAAGCCACUUCACUUUCAUUUUCCACUGGGCUCUGCUUCUUCCACAUGAAACGGACAAUGAAGUAGUUACCGUUUCGGAAUCAAAACGACGCCGCAGAAUGCUGCGCAGGAAAAGCUCCAAAAACGGCGUCGGUUCGGGGGGAUCGGUGCCGGUGUACCUCAACGUCUACGAUCUGACACCCAUCAACGGUUACGCUUACUGGUUCGGUCUCGGAGUGUACCAUUCCGGCGUGCAAGUUUACGGUGUUGAGUUCGCGUUCGGGGCUCACGAAUAUUCGUCGACGGGGAUAUUUGAAGGGGAACCGAAGAGGUGUGAAGGGUUCACUUUCAGAAAAACGAUACUAAUCGGAAAGACGAGUAUGGGUCCCGGUGAGGUUAGAGCGGUGAUGGAAGAGCUUGCUUCUGAGUACAAAGGGAAUGCUUACAAUCUCAUCACUAAGAACUGUAACCAUUUUUGCAACGAUGCUUGUCUUAGGCUCACUGGGAAUCCUAUUCCUAGUUGGGUCAAUCGUCUUGCUCGAAUUGGUAAGUAUGCAGGAUUUUUGUGCAAUUGUGUUCUUCCUGUGACUUUGAACUCAACUAAAGUUAGGCAUCACAGGAUAGAAGAGAAGCAAUGUGAAGGAGAAAAGCAAGCAUUAACCAAAGAACCCAACAAGCUUAUUGGUUCAAAUUCAACAUCUUCAACCUCAACUUCAUCUUCCCCUGCUUCUACCUCUGGGGUACGCAGAGGAAGGAGUAGAACUAGACGUGCCCUUGCCCCGUCUUCACCUUUGAUUGUUGGGUCUUCACCAUCUUGAUU
Messenger RNA from Abrus precatorius (Indian licorice), 955 nucleotides. Its product is annotated as deSI-like protein At4g17486. NCBI's taxonomy places the organism in Eukaryota, Viridiplantae, Streptophyta, Magnoliopsida, Fabales, Fabaceae. Gene Ontology annotation, molecular function: deubiquitinase activity. Gene Ontology annotation, biological process: protein deubiquitination. The transcript is spliced from 3 exons. Bases 255 to 953 code for a protein of 232 amino acids. The record is from RefSeq and is a predicted model, not a curated record.